UUAAUAAGUUGAACAAAAUUAUUAUUUAAAAAAAAAAAUCCCAUCUGAAUUCUCAAAUUCGAAUCUCUUCCGUCUCCGUCUCCAUCUCUCGGUUUGGUCGGAGCCCGAAAAAUCAAACAGAAGUAGUUUAAAAAGAAGGGGAAAAAAAGAGAGAAGAAAAAAAUUUAGCAUCGAAGAAGAAAAGGAGACCUGAAGGUGAUUUGGGUUCCUUGAUUUUUCAAUUUCUGCUCAAACAGAAAUGCCGCGUGACAAUGAAAGGAUUAGUAGCAAUCUUGAAACGGUUGUGAAUCGAGGAGCCUGCAGAUUAUCCAGAAGAUCUCAAAAUCGAAAUAAUCACCGCUUACCUUCAAAGGAACAAUCUCUCUCAGUCCUUGGUUUAAGAAACUCAGAGCAAAGGUGCACUGUUCUCUUCGUUGCAGUUGACCAUGAUUCAUGGAAAAUUUUAGUUCCCAUGUGUGUAUUUCAUCAGGUGUCUGAAGGGAGAAACCAAUUGGGCUGCGAAGUUGAUAUAAGUUUGAAUCGUGUUGAGUCUUUAGAGCAGAGGAAUAGUUCUCCUGAACGUCCAGGUUCUGCUGAGUUAUCCACAGCCUCCAGCUCCUCUGAAACAAGUGUUUUAGGAAAAUCUAACAGAAGAAAUUGGACUAGAUCUGACGAAAGUGGCAAUAUAUUGAAGAUUACCAACUCUGAAUUUGAUUUUGAUAAUGUAGUUGCUUCGUGUGAGUCAGUUAAUAGCACUCUUAAGAAGGAGAAGCCUGUGAAAAAGAGUUCAAGAAAAAAGGGGAAAAAGAAAAGGAAACAGUACAAAGGAUCUGCACAGAAAAGCGCGUGUGUUAUAGCUCAAUAUGAAGAAGGCAUUUCACAAGAAUUAUUGGAAAAGGUAACCUCUCCUAGCUUGCUGGUACGAGAUACAGAGGAAAAUAAUAUUACAGAAAAUAGCAAUGAUUGCCGAAACAAUCCAGCAAGAGCACUCACUUUGAAACUUUACAACGAUGAGAUGCAUAACUCCGAACAAGUUUCUUCUUUGCAUUGGGAAUCAUCUGGUGAAAAUCUCAGCUGUGCUCAUUCAGGGAGGUUUGAAAUUUUGAGUGAUUCUAUGUCAUCAUGCUCAACUAUAUCUUCAGUAAUUCUAUCCACAUCUUCUGAGAUCUCCCCAAAUGUCCACCCAAAGCAAGAUGCCAUCUAUGAAACUUCUCAAAUUUCCAACUCUUUAGAGCCAAACUCAUUUAUGGAUGAGUUGAAAACUGAGACCGUUGGAAUUUUUAGCGAUGUAGAGAAUUGCAGUGGUGCUUCAAUGAAAUCAACAUUCCACAAUAAAUAUGCAUGUAAUUCUUCAGAAGGGCCACUGACCUUCAAUUUGAUGGAAAACAGUGUUCCAUCUCACAGUAUUACUCCAGAUUCAUGUGACAAAAGUAGUGAAAUAUCCAGUUACCGUUCCUUUGAUACCCCUGAAUGCUCAAAAUGCACAGUGGAUACAGAUAGAACUAAUGAAAGAGUUCAAUGCAGCAGUGAAGCCUCUACAAGUGAUGGCUUUCAUCCUGUGGUAUACAAAAAGAGAGGCAGGCUAAGGAAAGCAUACCCUAGUUCAAAUAGUUUGCAUAUAUCUGGUACUGCAAACUUGUAUGGCCAGAAGACUCAAAGGAAUCAAACAAAUAGGUGUAUUCGAGGAUUAAGGAAUGAUAAUUUUGUUCAGCACGUCAAUGUAUCUUCUAAAGGCUCGGAAGUAUGGGAGAAAUCGGAUAAAGGUGAUGAGCGGAAUCAAAUUGAAAGCGGAGCAUUAUGCAGCUGCCCAUGUUCAACUGAAAGGGUGAUUGAGACUGCUUACAUGGAUACAUUACGAUCAGUAUCUAGUGACAUUGAUCCAAAUGGCCUAUCCAAAGUUAUCAAUAAAAGAUUGUUGCAUAAUUCUCCUCUAACCCUGAAAGAGGAACCCAGUUCAGCCUCAAAUCACGAAUAUCUCGAGAAUGAAAAAAUUCAGGUGCAGGAAAAAGCAGUAGAAAUCUCGAUACAGAAGCUCAAGAAAAAUGAAAGUCAAUCAUCCUCUCAUCGUACCGCUGAAUGUAGGAGCCCUGACUCUGAUAUAUUUGAAUUGGGCCAAUCAGAAUCAAUCCAGAAUAAACAAAUCAAUACCUUUGAAGAACAAAAUGAGAUAAGCCCAUUACUUGCGGAAUCAGAUUUUUUGGAGAAUACAUCUAUCAAACUACAUUCCAAUGGUGGCAUUAUGGACACUGAAGACAUUCAAAUCAUGGAACUUGGAAGUGAGAGUAUGCUUUGCGAUGAUAGAAGGAAAGAUCUGUUAGUGUUUGAUAAAAACAGUUCCAAAGUUCCUAAUAUGAAUGAUCCCAUUUCAGAUAGGCUAAAGUGGUCUAAGGUCAAGUUGGAGUUGCCUAUUUCAAAUUUUCAUCACUUAGUCCCUUCAAAUGACGAUGAACCUUUUACCAGUUUUGACACUGAUUUAUGCAAAAUCAUUCAAGCAAUAGAUGAAUCCUACAAGCUGUUAACUGCAUCAGAAUCUAUUCGCAUGGUGACUGGUAGUCCGCUUGCAGAAUUUGAAAGAUUUGUAGAUUUAGCAUCCCCUAGUAUCAAUCAAACCAUUGGUGAUGCUUUUUGUACACAUCAAGUUCCUAAGGGUUUUUUGGGAAAUCUUUGGAAGUGGUAUGAGAAACCUGGAAGUUACGGGCUGGAAGUGAAGGUAGAGGAUCAUCAUAACUCAAAGAGGUCUCCCAAACGUUGCUCUCAAUUCCGUGCGUAUUUUGUUCCUUAUCUUUCUGCUAUACAAUUAUUUGCCCGGUCUAGGAGUUUUGUGUGUUUGGAUAGUGGUGUUUGUAAUAGAGUUGCCAAGGAAUUCAAUAAUGAGGAUACACCAAAAUCUUCAGUCUCUUUGGAGUCUCUCCCAAUAUUCUCAAAGCUCCUACCCCGUCCUCCCAAAAAAAUAGUUCCCUCUGACAAAGAUGAAGUCUGCUGCCAGAUAAUUAAUAGCAGUGAUUUUACUGACGAAGAGUUGCUCUUUGAGUAUUUUGAAGUUGACCAACCUCAUCAGAGAAGACCGCUGUUUGAGAAGAUUAAGGAGCUGGCUAGGGGCGAGGUAUCAAGUAAUUGCCAGAUUUUUGGUGAUUCCUCAAAUCUUGAAUGCCUAAAUUUUCAUGAACUCCACCCAGCAUCUUGGUUUUCAGUGGCCUGGUACCCCAUUUAUCGGAUACCUGAUGGGAACUUUCGAGCUGCAUUUUUAACCUACCACUCUCUUGGUCGUUUUCUUCACAGAGGCACGUCAUCCAAUGUGAUUGGUGAUGUUAAUCAAAUAGUUUCUCCAAUUGUGGGGAUGCAGACUUACAAUGAUAAGGGAGAGUGCUGGUUUGCUCAAAGAAGCUUCAUGACGGAAAAAACCAUGUCAACAAAUCCAUCAGGAAUCUUGAACAAAAGGUUGCAUACGCUUGAAAAUGCAGCUUCGGUGAUGGCAAGGGCCGCAGUUCGUAAAGGAAAUCAGAAAUCUGUGAACAAACACCCAGAUUACGAGUUUUUCCUCUCUCGGAGGAGGUAGCAGAUUUGUUAUUAUAUCGAACAAGUGCAAAUGAGUAGGAUUAACUCAAAAAGUGAGGUGUUUUGAGAUAUCUCUGUAGAUCGUAAUGAAAAGUGAGAAGCUCUUGGCUGGCUUGUUGUAUAGUUUACUUUCGGUGUUUAGAGAGAGCAGUGAAUUUUCCCCCUUCUAUUAUUGGAUGCUUUAGCUUUGAAAAUGAUACAAAAUGGUGUUAAUUGGGUCACAUUGGUUGCCGAUAUACGAGCACCUAUGGUUUUUCUUCAUAACUAAUCUGAAACUGAAAUAUUUUGAACGACAAA
Asparagus officinalis (garden asparagus) is the source of this 3831-nucleotide messenger RNA. RefSeq lists its product as uncharacterized. NCBI's taxonomy places the organism in Eukaryota, Viridiplantae, Streptophyta, Magnoliopsida, Asparagales, Asparagaceae. Bases 239 to 3535 code for a protein of 1098 amino acids. The transcript has 7 exons. The record is from RefSeq and is a predicted model, not a curated record.